This is a messenger RNA of Setaria italica (foxtail millet), 1726 nucleotides long. RefSeq lists its product as uncharacterized. The transcript is spliced from 4 exons. Bases 277 to 1479 code for a protein of 400 amino acids. The record is from RefSeq and is a predicted model, not a curated record. Gene Ontology annotation, molecular function: calcium ion binding. Lineage: Eukaryota; Viridiplantae; Streptophyta; Magnoliopsida; Poales; Poaceae.
CCCAUCCUGCUUUUUAUUCUCCACGCGCCGCGGACAAAUCAAACGCCGAGACGCAAGCAAAGCCACCGGCCAGGCGGCCAUGCUGCUACAGGCUACAGCCAGCUAGCUAGUGGGAAAGGGGAGAAAGGCGAGCAAGAGGCGUCACGAGAGGCACGUCCACCGCCCGAGCUCACCUCACCGGUGCAACUUUUCCAUACGCGACGCGGCCUGGCCGGCCUGCGUCCUAGUGCUGUGUGCUAGUCUUGUAUAUAAAAGGCGGGGAGGGUCGGGAGCGCUAUGGAGAGGAGCAGCAGCUGGUUCAGGUGGUGGAGAAGGAGGAAGGCGCGGGAGGGGCAGGCGGCCGGCGCCGGGGAGGAGGAGGGCCACGACGACCACCACAAGGUGGUGGUGGACGGGUCGGAGAUCCGGGAGCUGGUGGAGGACCGGGAGGCGUUCGGGAUGCUCGUGGACAGCAAGUUCCGGCAGCUCGACGCCGACGGGGACGGCAGGCUCUCCGUGCGGGAGCUGCGGCCAGCCGUGGCAGACAUCGGCGCCGCGCUCGGCCUGCCCGCGGAGGGGGCCUCGCCCAACACCAACCACAUCUGCUCAGAGGUGGUGAGCGAGCUGACUCAUGGGACGUCCCAGGGCGAGGUGAGCAAGGCCGAGUUCCAGGAGGCCCUGUCCGACAUCCUCCUCGGCAUGGCGGCCGGGCUCAAGAGGGACCCCAUCGUCAUACUGCGCAUGGACGGCGAGGACCUCAGGGACUUCGCCGCCGGCAGCCGAUACGAGCCCUCAGCCGCCGCCAUUUUCCCACAGGUGGGCUCCGAAGGCGUGCCCCUGCGCCAGUGCCUGCUGGCCGCUCUCCAGGAGCUGAGCGUCGACCACGGAGUGCCACCGGCUUCGGACGCCUGGGUUGUCGAGAACAUCGUGGAGCCGGCGCUGCAGCAGCUUCCUGCCGAUCGGCUCGAGCAGCCGGCGGCUUCCCGAGACGGCUUCUUGCAGCAGCUCAAGAUGCUGCUGGGUGCCGUCGCCGAACGGCUCCAGGAGCAGCCCGUGAUCGUCGCGCACACCGAGAACACCUACGACGGGAGUGGCGUCAAGAGGCUGCUGGCCAACAAAUUCGAGCUGGACAAGCUGUUGGAUUCUGUUUGGAGAGGCGUACCAUCAGAACAUAAGAACAAGGCAUCAAAGGAGUGCCUCGUAGCUGCACUUGAUAAGAUGGCCGAUGCUGCAAGCCUGCCACAUUAUGGUGCAGUUAAACAGGUGGAUGCUGUGGUGGACGAGGCCAUCAAGACGGCAAACGCCGGCGACGGAAAGACGGUAGACGAAGCCCAGUUCAAGAAAUUUCUCACAGAUACCCUCGGGGCAAUCAUGCGGCAACUGAACAGCAACCCCGUCUUCGUCUCCACCAACACCGUCGUGCACGAGCCAUUGUCCUCCGGUGCAUCCUCCGCCCUGUUCUCCUCGCCGCAGCUGGUGACGUCAUCGCCAAGUAAAUAAAGUUACAUACAUGGCAGUUACAUGGAGGGAACAGAAUUUCAGUAUUCGAGCGGGGCCUGUGGUGUUGCUUUUUGUCUGAUCACAGGCACCGCGGCAGCAUGUUAUGCUGCCUCGGUUGCAACCUGAUGAAGUGCAAAGAUGCAGGUCGUCAGGUUUGUUAACCCGAUUGAUGUAUACGUUUGGAAUAAGGUGUUCAAGCCAGACACAUUGGUCAAUGGGAAAUGCAACUAUUUUGCAGUUCAUAUCC